Vigna umbellata (rice bean) is the source of this 402-nucleotide messenger RNA. NCBI's taxonomy places the organism in Eukaryota, Viridiplantae, Streptophyta, Magnoliopsida, Fabales, Fabaceae. The record is from RefSeq and is a predicted model, not a curated record.
AUGGCAAGCUCUAAGGUCUUAGGGAUUGCUCUCUUUGCUUUGUUCAUUCUCGACCUUGCAUUUGCUGCCAGGGUCCCAGAAAGGGCUCCUGCCGGAGGAGGUGGGGGUGGCGGAGGAGGGGGUGGCGGCGAAAAGGGUGGCUCUGGGUUCGGGUCUGGCUCCGGUGGUGGCGGUAGUAAUGGUGGAGGAGGUGGUGGAGGUGGAGGAGGUGGUGGAGGUGGAGGUUCCGGUGGUUUUGGAUGGGGUUCCGGUGGAGGAGGUGGAAGUGGAGGAAAAGGUGGAGGUGGUGGUGGUGGUGGUGGAGGUGGCGGAGGAGGUGGUAAUGGAACUUCUGGGUCUGGAAGUGGAUCAGGUUGGGGUUGGGGUGGUGGAGGACAUAAAAAGUCCCCUUCACCUAAGUGA